AUGAGCGUGUUCAUUAUCUAUCUAUCUAUCUAUCUAUCUAUAUACACACAUAUAUCUAUCUUAGUCUGUUCUUAUCUCUCAACGCCACUGAUUCUAUCAGUAUCUAUCUAUCUAUCUAUCUAUCUAUCUAUCUCAUUCUCUUCAGUAUCUAUCUAUCUAUCUAUCUAUCUAUCUAUUAUCUAUCUAUCUAUCUAUCUAUCUAUCUAUCUAUCUAUCUAUCUCAUUCUCUUCAGUAUCUAUCUAUCUAUAUCUAUAUAUAUAUAUAUACAUAUAUCUAUCAUAGACUGUUCUUAUCUCUCAACGCCACUGAUUCUAUCAGUAUGUUCAUAUCUAUCUAUCUAUCUAUCUAUCUAUCUAUCUAUCUAUCUAUGUAUCUAUCUAUCUAUCUCAUUCUCUUCAUAUGUUCAUAUCUAUCUAUCUAUCUAUCUAUCUAUCUAUCUAUCUCAUUCUCUUCAGUAUUUAUAUAUCUAUCUAUCUAUUAUAAAUGGAAAUUAUUUUGUUUUUGACGAUUCUUCUUCUUCUUCUUCUUCUUCUUCUUCUUCUUCUUCUUCUUCUUCUUCAGACAAGCCUCCUACUCCUUGUUGUUGUUGUUGUUCUUCUUCUUCUUCUUCUUUAAGACGAUUCGUUUUCUUCUUUUUUCUUCUUCUUCUCCCUCUUCAGACGAUUCGUCUUCUUUUUUCUUCUUCUUCUUCUUUUUCAGACGAACCUCCUCCUCCUACUCCUUGUUCUUCUUCUUCUUCGUCAGACGAUUCUUUUUCUUCUUCUUCUUCUUACGAUUCUUCUUAUCAUUCUUUUUCCUCCUCCUCCUCCUUUUCUUCUUCUUCUUUUUCUUCUUGUUCUUCUUCUUCAGACGAACCUUCUACUCCUACUCCUUAUUCUUCUUGUUCUUCUUCUUCUUCACGAUUCUUCUUCUUCUUCUUCUUCUUCUUCUUCUUCUUCUUCUUCUUCUUCUUCUUCUCUCAAUCAGCAGCAGCAGGGGAUCCCCUAGAGCCAACCUCAAACGGCACCAGGGUGCAGCCGUAUCCGUCUCUCACGGACUUCAGCCACCAGUUCCUCAUACCGAAGCAAAUUUCAAUCCCUUCUUCCCGCGUCGCUGUCAGCUUGCCAAGCCACAGAUGUUUCUUCUCGAUACCAAUUAACACUACAUCUGGCCUCAGUCCAGACACAAAAACCUCCACUGGCUGUGUUAGCAUCAACCAACACUCUCCGCUUCCUUGA
This is a messenger RNA of Acanthosepion pharaonis, 1218 nucleotides long. The record is from the annotation of a GenBank genome assembly. Lineage: Eukaryota; Metazoa; Mollusca; Cephalopoda; Sepiida; Sepiidae.